Molecule: messenger RNA, 1182 nt
Organism: Epinephelus moara (kelp grouper)
Lineage: Eukaryota; Metazoa; Chordata; Actinopteri; Perciformes; Serranidae
Gene: acat1
Product: acetyl-CoA acetyltransferase 1
Exons: 10
Coding region: 104-1087 (327 amino acids)
Biological process (GO): fatty acid beta-oxidation
Molecular function (GO): acetyl-CoA C-acetyltransferase activity
Source: RefSeq, a predicted model, not a curated record
AAAACAUCAAACAGAAGAAGAAGAAGAAGAAGAAGAAGAAGAAGAAGGGAACAACAAGAAGGUUAAGACAGUGUUAAUUGUAUGCGUCAUCUCCUGGUUCAAGAUGUCUUCCAAUGGACUUUUAACCAUGCGUGCUCAGAUCUGCAGACGCCUGGCUCACAAGUACCUCUCAAGAACCUACACAUCUCGCCCUUCACUGAAUGAGGUUGUCAUUGUCAGCGCAGUCCGUACUCCAAUGGGCUCCUUCAGAGGCAGCCUGGCAUCAAUACCAGCCACCAGACUGGGCUCCAUUGCCAUUAAAGGAGCCAUAGACAAAGCAGGGAUCGCUCCUGAAGAGGUGAAGGAAGUCUACAUGGGCAACGUGCUUCAGGCAGGAGAAGGACAGGCCCCCACGAGACAAGCCUUGCUUGGAGCAGGCUUGACCCUCGGCACUCCAGCAACAACCAUCAACAAAGUCUGCGCCUCUGGGAUGAAGUCCAUCAUGAUGGCAGCUCAGAGUCUGAUGUGUGGACACCAGGAUGUGAUGGUGGCUGGCGGCAUGGAGAGCAUGUCCAAUGUUCCUUAUGUAAUGUCCAGAGAGACCCCAGCCUAUGGAGGAGUGAGGAUGGAAGACCUUAUUGUCAAGGAUGGACUCACUGAUGUCUAUAAUAAAUUCCACAUGGGCAACUGUGCAGAAAACACGGCCAAGAACAGCAACAUCACCAGAGAGGAGCAGGACACCUACGCAAUUGGUUCAUACAGCCGCAGCAAAGCAGCAUAUGAGUCUGGCGUGCUUGCAAAGGAGAUUGUACCAGUUAGCAUUCCCCAGAAAGGCAAACCUGAUGUGGUUGUGUCCGAGGAUGAGGAGUGGAGGCGGGUUGACUUCAGCAAAGUUCCCAAACUGAAAGCAGUGUUCCAAAAAGAGAAUGGUACGGUGACAGCAGCCAAUGCCAGCACACUGAACGAUGGAGCAGCUGCUCUCGUUUUAAUGACAGCAGAGGCCGCAAAGAGACUCAGCAUCACUCCACUGGCCAGAAUUGUCUGUAAGCUUUCCACAAACACACACACUAAGCUGUGUGUACAAAGCUUAAAGUCUGGCUUUUGCUGAUGCUGCCGUUGCACCCAUUGACUUCCCCAUUGCUCCUGCGCUUGCUGUACCAAAGGUGAGUAUAAGCAGGUGAUUAGGAGGUGUUUUUGGUCCUG